Molecule: messenger RNA, 1635 nt
Organism: Lasiodiplodia theobromae
Lineage: Eukaryota; Fungi; Ascomycota; Dothideomycetes; Botryosphaeriales; Botryosphaeriaceae
Product: G protein-coupled receptor protein
Exons: 2
Coding region: 1-1635 (544 amino acids)
Cellular component (GO): membrane
Source: RefSeq, a predicted model, not a curated record
AUGCUGCCCACCGCCGACGACUGCGAUGACUGCGUUCCCGACUACAUGCGCCGCUCGGCGUCGAGCACUCUGUUCUCGUGCCUGCCCUUCGUCGCCACCUUCCUCGUAGUCGCCCUCAUCGUGCACCACCGCCUGUUCCCGCUGCUCUCGGGCUCGCAAUCGCCCACCUCGCCGCCGCCGCCGCACCACCAUGAGUCGCACUCGCCCACGACUGCCGUCGCCUUCCGCGAGCCGUGGAGGCGGAAGUUCGGCGCUCCGUCGGCUCAGCGCGUCGCCGGGCUCGUCUUCUCGACCAACGUGGCCCUGAGCACCGUGCUGGUCGAGCUCAUUCUCUGCGAAAUCUCGAACUCGCUCAACCAGGCCGCCCGCGGCCUGGCCCUCCGCACCACCCUCUCGCUGCUGCUGGUCCUGAUGAUACUGGUCACGCCCGCCCUGGAAAUCCACUCGGUCAUUUCCGCCGGAGGAUGGAGCUUCACCGAUUCGGGCAAGGGGGGGAGGAUCAAGAUUGCGUGGUUGCUGGAGGGCGUUGGAAUGUCGCUUUGGUUGCUGGGUUUCUGGUGGUUGGGCGAGGGGCUGCUGGGCAGCUACCUGCACGAGAAGAGCUAUGUGAACAAGCACAGCUUCAGCGAAGGAUGUCUCGAGCGGAUCGGUGUCAUUGGCGUCAGCCUGAUGGCCAGUCUUGCAGGCUUUGCCGCCGUUAGUUCUCUGUGGCAGAACUUUGGCGUCAAGCAGAAGACGAUCACAGAGGCAGACAUUGCUCGCAAGCAGGCUGGCCUGGACGCAACGAAUGACAUGCUGCAGGCCAAGCAAAGUCGGCUGCGUGCCGUGCAGCGCCGCCUGUCCGAGAACCAGCAAGAAGGCUUCAUGACGCGCGUUAUCGGAAGCAUCCGCGGCAACGCCGAGCAGCAGGAGCGCCAGAGCCUGGAGCUCGAGAUCUCCGGCUUGGAGACCAUGGCAGCCGGGCUCUCCAACUCGCUGCUGGCCAUGCAGAACAGACGUCAAGCCCAGCUGCGGUCCAAGACGGCCGUGGGCAAGCUGCUCAACCUCUUCUCGUACAUUUUCUCCAUUUACUGUCUGUACCGCAUCGGUGCAACCACACUGACGACAUUCCGCCGCCUGCACUCGCCCGGCACCAACUUCUCCAACAGCGACCCCAUCAACAACAUCCUCGCCCUGCUGGCCAAGCACUGGGACCCGUCGCUGGACCGCGCCGCCUGGUCGCGCCAGAUUUCCUUCUUGCUGGCCGGCGUCAUGCUGCUGGCCUCGUUCAACAGCGUGCUGCAGACGUUCCUGCUGCUCUCGCGCCUGGCCGGCCCCGCCCUGGCCCUGCUGCAGCACGCCCGCUCCAACCUCGCCCUCAUCGUGUCGCAGAUCUCUGCCGCCUACGUCAUCAGCUCCGCCCUGCUGCUGCGCUCCAACCUGCCGCCCGAGUACCGCGGUGUCAUCAGCGAGGCCCUCGGCGCCCCGCUCGAGCCCGGUUUCGUCGAGCGCUGGUUCGAGGGCUGGUUCCUGGCCGCCUGCGUCGCCUCGGCCCUCGGCGUGUGGUUGGGCAAGAAGGUGAGGAUGGGCGAGUGGGGAGGCGACUUGGACGACGAUUACGCCGAGGCCGACGUCGAGAUGGGGAAGAUGAGCUGA